Etheostoma cragini (Arkansas darter) is the source of this 671-nucleotide messenger RNA. RefSeq names its product cytosolic sulfotransferase 3-like. Gene Ontology annotation, cellular component: cytoplasm. The transcript is spliced from 4 exons. Bases 138 to 590 code for a protein of 150 amino acids. NCBI's taxonomy places the organism in Eukaryota, Metazoa, Chordata, Actinopteri, Perciformes, Percidae. The record is from RefSeq and is a predicted model, not a curated record. Gene Ontology annotation, molecular function: sulfotransferase activity. Gene Ontology annotation, biological process: sulfation.
CAUUUGGACUUCAGUAGAGUACUGGAGUACAUGUACACCACUGAUCAGGUCUCAUUUCGUGUUUUGUUUUUCUUUAGAUAAUCUACGUGGCCCGCAACGCCAAAGACAACGUGGUGUCUUAUUUUCAUUUUGAUCGCAUGAUCAGGACUCAGCCGGAGCCUGGAGAGUGGAGCAGCUACAUCCACAGAUUCAUGGAGGGAAAGAUGGUGUUUGGAUCCUGGUAUGACCAUGUGAACGGCUGGUGGAAGAAGAAACAGACUCACUCCAAUAUCCAUUACAUGUUCUAUGAAGAUCUGAGUGAGGACACUGGACGGGAAAUAGACAAGCUCUGCAGUUUUCUCGGUUUGUCCCCUUCGGACGAGGAGAAGAAGAGAGUUUUAAGGGGAGUGCAGUUUGAUAAAAUGAAAAAGGAGGACAUGAUCAACUAUUCUACGCACUGUGCUAUGGAUAUAAAAAUUUCUCCGUUCAUGAGAAAAGGACAGGUUGGGGACUGGAAGAACCAUUUCACUGUGGCCCAGAGUCAACAGUUUGAUGAAGACUACAAGAAAAAGAUGAAGAAUUCACCACUUCAGUUCCGCACUGAAUUUUGAACAGGGCUGAAAAGAAUGCUUAUAUUUGUAGAUGGAUUAAUAACUCUUUGGUUCGCUCUUGGUGAAUGAAUUUAGUAAUCA